AUGCAGGACGCGGAGAACGUGGCGGGCCCCGAGGCGGCCGAGGAUCCCAGAGGGGACCCGCACCCGUGGGAAGAUGAGUCUCGCGCGCGCGCGGAAGCCCAAGAAGCCGCACUACAUCCCGCGGCCGCGGGGGAAGCCCUACAACUACAAGACGCGGCGGAGGCCGAGCCCCGGCCGGACGUGCCGGUAGACGGGCAGACGGCGGAGGGCGAGGAGAGCGCGGCUGGUGCGGACGUCGCUUCUCCCUCGCCGCCGCCUGAGGAGCCCACUGCCCUCGCCUCGGCCGCGGAAGAAGCCCCGGGGGAGCAGGCCCGGGACGCGGCGGCCGAGGCCCGUUCCGAGGGGGCGGGUGGGGAAGACGGCGACGCGGAUGAGCCUUCCUUCAGCGACCCCGAGGACUUUGUGGACGACGUGAGCGAGGAAGAACUACUUGGAGAUGUACUGAAAGAUCGGCCACAGGAAGCAGAUGGAAUCGAUUCAGUGAUCGUGGUGGACAAUGUUCCUCAAGUGGGGCCUGACCGUUUGGAGAAACUAAAAAAUGUCAUUCAUAAGAUAUUUUCUAAGUUUGGGAAAAUCACAAAUGACUUUUAUCCAGAGGAAGAUGGGAAGACAAAAGGGUACAUCUUCCUGGAAUAUGCAUCUCCUGCCCAUGCCUUGGAUGCAGUGAAGAACGCUGAUGGUUACAAGCUUGACAAGCAGCACACAUUCCGGGUCAACCUUUUCACUGACUUUGACAAGUAUAUGACGAUCAGUGAUGAGUGGGAUAUUCCCGAGAAACAGCCUUUCAAAGAUUUGGGAAAUUUGCGUUACUGGCUUGAAGAGGCAGAAUGCAGAGAUCAGUACAGUGUGAUUUUUGAGAGUGGGGACCGCACGUCCAUAUUCUGGAAUGAUGUGAAAGAUCCUGUUUCAAUUGAAGAGAGAGCGAGAUGGACGGAGACAUAUGUGCGUUGGUCUCCCAAGGGCACCUACCUGGCUACCUUUCAUCAACGAGGCAUUGCUCUUUGGGGCGGAGAGAAGUUCAAACAAAUUCAGAGAUUCAGCCACCAAGGGGUUCAACUUAUUGACUUCUCCCCUUGUGAAAGAUAUCUGGUGACAUUUAGCCCUCUGAUGGACACGCAGGAUGACCCACAGGCCAUAAUCAUCUGGGACAUUCUGACUGGACAGAAGAAGAGAGGUUUUCACUGUGAAAGCUCAGCCCAUUGGCCUAUUUUUAAGUGGAGUCAUGAUGGUAAAUUCUUUGCCAGAAUGACAAUGGACACACUCAGUAUCUAUGAGACUCCAUCUAUGGGUCUUUUGGACAAGAAGAGUUUGAAGAUAUCUGGCAUAAAAGACUUCUCUUGGUCUCCUGGAGGAAACAUAAUAGCUUUUUGGGUGCCUGAAGACAAAGAUAUCCCAGCCAGGGUAACCCUGAUGCAGCUUCCCACAAGACAAGAGAUCAGAGUUAGGAAUCUGUUUAAUGUUGUGGAUUGCAAGCUACAUUGGCAGAAAAAUGGAGAUUACUUGUGUGUUAAAGUAGAUAGAACUCCAAAAGGUACCCAGGGUGUUGUCACAAAUUUUGAAAUUUUCCGAAUGAGGGAAAAACAGGUACCUGUCGAUGUUGUCGAAAUGAAAGAAACCAUUAUAGCUUUUGCUUGGGAACCAAAUGGGAGUAAGUUUGCUGUGCUGCACGGGGAAGCCCCUCGGAUAUCAGUUUCUUUCUACCACGUGAAAAACAACGGGAAGAUUGAGCUCAUCAAAAUGUUUGAUAAGCAGCAGGCAAACACCAUCUUUUGGAGUCCCCAGGGGCAGUUUGUGGUGUUGGCUGGUCUGAGGAGCAUGAAUGGUGCCUUGGCAUUUGUGGACACAUCAGACUGUACAGUCAUGAACAUUGCAGAACACUACAUGGCCUCCGAUGUGGAAUGGGAUCCUACUGGGCGUUAUGUUGUCACCUCUGUGUCCUGGUGGAGCCAUAAGGUGGACAAUGCUUAUUGGUUGUGGACUUUCCAAGGACGCCUUCUGCAAAAGAAUAACAAGGAUCGCUUUUGCCAGCUGCUCUGGAGACCUCGGCCCCCAACACUCCUGAGCCAGGAUCAGAUAAAGCAAAUUAAAAAAGAUCUGAAGAAAUACUCCAAGAUCUUUGAGCAGAAGGAUCGUUUGAGCCAAUCCAAAGCCUCAAAGGAAUUGGUUGAGAGAAGACGAACCAUGAUGGAAGAUUUCCGAAAAUACCGGAAAAUGGCCCAAGAACUCUAUAUGGAACAGAAGAACGAACGUCUAGAGUUGCGAGGAGGUGUGGACACAGAUGAACUGGACAGCAAUGUCGAUGACUGGGAGGAGGAGACCAUUGAGUUUUUUGUCACUGAAGAAAUCAUCCCUCUUGGGAAUCAGGAGUGAUUUGAGAUCGCUGUGCAUUGCUGAAUCGUGUGCCAGAACCAAGGUCAUCCUUUUGCAGAAAGCCUGCAUGACUCUGAAUUUACCUGUGCGCUCUUGCUCUGGACUGCGACCACUCCUGAGAUUCUCCGUCUCCACACACUGCUGUGCCUUUUGACCCCUGGUAUCCACAGAGGGGGUGGUGUUAAGGCACUGCUUUAAAACUUUUCUUGUUUGGGUUUUUUAAACAACACCACCAGUAUUAGACUCUUGCGCAGUGCUGCGGCGGGCACCUUUCCCUCCAGCUUUUGGUGGGAUUCUGAGGUGCACCAUCGUGGGAAGUGAUUUCCUUCGAGGACUCACUGACCUUGGGCAGGGGAGUAUAGGAGUGUCUCAAACACCAGCGGGGAGCAGGCACCAUUCAGAGGGCACCGCCUACUGUGGUGCCUCCACCAUUCAGGUUGUGGCAGGUUCUCUCAACAGGCUGAACGUGGAAAUAAAGCAAACCUGUAUGAAAAA
Molecule: messenger RNA, 2865 nt
Organism: Condylura cristata (star-nosed mole)
Lineage: Eukaryota; Metazoa; Chordata; Mammalia; Eulipotyphla; Talpidae
Gene: EIF3B
Product: eukaryotic translation initiation factor 3, subunit B
Exons: 20
Coding region: 1-2370 (789 amino acids)
Biological process (GO): translational initiation
Cellular component (GO): eukaryotic translation initiation factor 3 complex
Molecular function (GO): translation initiation factor activity; RNA binding; translation initiation factor binding
Source: RefSeq, a predicted model, not a curated record